AUGAGCGAACAGAUUGGACGACCGGUCGUUUCAUUGCUAUCUGCUGUAUAUCCAGAGGCUGGAUAUUUCAAGUUGGUGAUUACAUAUGUAUGUAGUAAUAAUGCAGGUAGCCGCAGUUGGUUAAAAUGGUGGCCGAUAAAGCUCGAAAAUUUCUGGUCAUUGGCGUUCGAAUAGGAAACAGCGAUUUUUUUUUUUUUUUUAAUACAUGAUAUAGGAUUAUGUAACAGCGGUGAUUGAAUAUCUUAGAAAGUUGAUUCUAACGUAUCGUAUACUUCUUUUAUCCCGUUAUAGUAUUUAAUUUCAAAGGUUUCGAAAAUUAAUACACCAGUUAGAUACGAAAACUAUUUAAAAGUUUGGAAUUUUUUUUUUUUUGUAUUUAUAUAUUGAAUUUAUUCGUAUUAAUUUCAGGUACGAUUUCGUAGUUAUCGGAGGUGGCAGUGCAGGUGCAACAGUUGCGGCACGGUUGUCGGAAGAGCCACGAUUUUCGGUGUUACUGUUAGAAGCUGGCCUGGAUGAACCAACCGGGACGCAGAUACCUUCGUUCUUUUUUAAUUUCAUUGGGACUAACAUCGAUUGGCAGUACAACACCGAGAGUGAAGAUACUGCGUGUCUGAACAAAGAUGAUCGGAGGUGUUACUGGCCUAGGGGUAAG
Messenger RNA from Heterotrigona itama, 652 nucleotides. NCBI's taxonomy places the organism in Eukaryota, Metazoa, Arthropoda, Insecta, Hymenoptera, Apidae. The record is from the annotation of a GenBank genome assembly.